UUCUGAAGGCAGUGGCAGUCUUUUUAGUGGGAUUACCUUUUAAACGCCUUGUGGCUUCAACUCUACCCUCGUCCCGACAGUGGCGGGCACGUGAGCACACUCAGGCUGACGUCAUCGGCGUUCUUUGGACUGCCCGCAAUCGGCGAAGAUGUCUUGUUUUUUAAAAUCUCGGUGGUGCUUUUUAACAGACGCAGAAGUAACAGCCACAUUCGAAUGGAUCUUUAAACAAUGGAUCUUUACAGAUUGACAGGGAUUGUUGUGCAGUUUUGGCUGUUAUGCCUACUGUGUAUCCGAUGCCAGCCACCAGCCAUCGAGGGCAUUCUUAUUGACUUCAAUCAAGAACCACCUAAAGAAUGGGAUACUGAACUGCCAAGAGUGGUAAAAGGCAUAAAGCUGUCCUACAAAUCAGUGCAUAACCAAAUAGUUUAUCAAGUGUGCAACUCUCACUACAAACAAGAGAACAAGCGGUUCUGGAGUGACUGGACAGAUAAGGGAGAAGCACAACAUCUCUUUCUAGACUUGGAAUUUGCUAUUGAAACCUGUGAACCAGGUUUUCCAGUUUGCACUAAUCAACUGCAUGUCUACUUGAUUCAGUCAGAAAAUGAAGAGAGAAUUAGUUUCACCAAGGCAAAGAAAAUUGAAGUAAACAGUGAAAAAUAUUUUGAGUAUAAUGCUGAUAUAAAAAACAUUUUUGAACAUAUCAACAUUAUUUCUGGUAUUUAUCUUGGAUCCCUUUCCAGGUCAGGAUUCUAUUUGGCAUUUGAAUAUGAUGGACCAUGUCUAUUCCUGUUCAGGUCAAGGCUGUAUUAUAAAAAGUGUCCAGCAUAUACUGAGAACCUGGUUACCUUCCAGACCAGCACUGGAGGAACUGGUAACAUUGUUGGUACCUGUGUAGAAAAUGCCUUGGAGGAUUCAACCCCAACUAGAGAGUGUCAAAUAGAUGGGCUUUGGGGGAAUUUGCAAGGAUACUGUACCUGUGACAAAGGCUUUGAACAAAAAGAACAUAUCUGUCAAGCUUGCAAGAUGGGGUUCUACAAGCCAGCAAAUGAGACUGGCCCAUGUCGUCAGUGUCCACCAAACACCGUAACAACAAAACAUGGAGCAGAGCUGUGCAUUUGCAUGACAGGGUUCAGCCGAUUGAACACUGAUCCUCUAGAUAUGGGCUGUACUAAGCCUCCAUCUCCACCUCACAAUCUUACUUUCAUACGGACUCCUACUUCUAUAAAAUUGUCCUGGGAACCUCCGAGAGACACUGGAGGGCGAGAUGACUUGGAAUAUCAUGUUACCUGUGGGUUUAUAGCUCAGCCUGAGAUCAAUGAAUGGAAGAGAUGUGGGGAUACUAUCCAGUAUUUACCACAGGGACAAAAUUUAAUCAACACUACUCUAUGGAUCACUGGUCUGCAAAUGGAGAAUGAGUACCAUUUUGAGGUUGAAGCUGCCAAUGGAUUAUCAACUUCUGAGUCCAGGGGGAGCUCUAUAAUUUCUAUUAACAUUUUCAAUAAAGAGUCUUCCAUCUUAUCCUCAACAGUAGUGCAGCAAAAAGAAGGAGGAAUAUUUUACUAUAUUAUUGGUGGAGUGGGACUUCUGCUAGUAGCAGUCCUGAUUUUGAUCUCCCUAGUAGCGGCCCUUCGGAAGUCCAAGAAGCUUAGGUCUGAAGGGGAAGUGGAGCUACAGCUCCUCAACUCUGGGCGGUCAUACAGACGACAGCCUCAGGAGAAUAGGGCAUCUUCUCAAGACCUGUGUCAACAAAUCCAAAACUUUCAGACCAUUGGCCUCAGUAAUGAACUAAAAAUGAAACUUCAAGGUGUUCUUGUGGAUCGCAAUCUUCUGACUCUGGGGAGAGACCUGGGAGCAGGGGAGUUUGGGAAUGUCUACAAAGGCAUAUUUCAAGCAAAAAACAGUCAUCAAAUUGAAGUGGCUGUGAAAACUAUGAAAGUGGGGAUCUACAGUUUGGAAGAACUGGAGUCAUUCCUUAAGGAAGCUGAACUUAUGCAGAAUUUUGACCAUCCCAAUGUGAUGAGUUUAUUAGGAGUCUCACUUGAAUCAAGCACUGAAAGCAGAAUCCCGAUUCCUUUGGUCAUUCUACCCUUCAUGAAUCAUGGAGAUCUGAGACGUUUUUUACUAGCGACCCGGCAUGGAGAAAUUCCUAUGUUUGUACCCUAUCAGACACUUCUGCGUUUUAUGAUUGAUAUAUCUUCAGGGAUGGAGUACCUCUCUUCCAAGGGUUUUUUGCACCGUGAUUUGGCUGCACGAAACUGUAUGAUUGGAGAUGACCUCAGGGUGUUUGUUGCUGAUUUUGGCCUCUCCAAAAAAAUCUACAGUGGCAAUUAUUACCGCCAGAAAAUAGCCAUUCGGAUGCCAAUAAAGUGGAUGGCUCUAGAGAGUUUAGCAGAGUCUGUGUACAGCAGCAAGAGUGAUGUGUGGUCUUUUGGAGUGACCAUGUGGGAGAUUGUAUCACGAGGACGAAUCCCAUAUCCCGGGUUACAGAAUCAUGAAUUGCUUGAAUACCUAGAAGCAGGAAAUCGGUUGAAGAUGCCUUCAGAUUGUGACCAAAAGCUAUAUGAGCUGAUGUGUUCUUGCUGGCAAGCAGAUGCGGUGGAGAGACCUGACUUCACAGACCUGAACUUGAACCUUAGGAGACAACUAGAUGCUCUGCCUCCUGUCCUAGCCAAAGAAGAGGCAUAUUACAUCAACAUGGGCCUAGAAGCAGCAGCAUAUGGUGGAGGAAGUUUAGAUGAGGGAGAUAUGGGAAAUAUGUACAUGCCCUCACCCAAAGCUGCCUCUCCAAACAGCAUAGGCUGAACCGGUUGGCAGGACACUGACACUUUCAUGGCAGAUGCAUGUAAAUCCAAAUGUGGAUCAUUUAGGCACAUACCUGCUUGCUGCUUACUUUUCCAGUUGCUGGCUCUACUGGACAGAAAGAGAAAAAAGAAGGGAAUGUUUUUAAAAAUAUAUGGGUCGCCAUUCAGUACUUAAUAUGUAAUGAAUUUUUGCUGAUCAUAUAAUCAAAUUUUAAUUCAUUUUUUACACAUAUUUUUGAAAAGUGUUUUUUCAGGGUGGUUUUGAAUUUUUAGUUAUUGUGCACUUCAAGUUUAUUUUAUUUUAAAACAGUGUCUUUUUUACCUUAAUUAUUUUAAUCUACUAUCAUAGUGAUAGUAAAACAAAAUCCAAACUUGAUACAAGUACAAAAAUGUACUCUUAAAAUUUUAAUUGUAAACAGUGUGUUAUUUUGUCACACCUGUUAUUUUAUAAAUGAAAAGUGUUAAAAGAAUAUAUACAUCUGCUUUUAGGAGAUGUUGCUUGCCUGCUGAGGAGGUUCGUUUUACUAUUCUGGCCUUUGCAUAGCUAACAGAGGACACAUGGUUUGAAGACUGAGGGCAUAUCUUGAUAAGAACACAAUCUAGUAAUCAACUUGAUCAUUCAGUAAUCAUCCAUCAUCGUUAUUUUCCAUGGGCCCAGCAUUAAAAUAUAAAGUUGCUCUGAAGCAGUGGUUCUCAAUACAAUACCUGAUGAUUUUGUUUCAAUCCACUUCUUAUUCCAUGACCAGUCACUACAUCAUAAUUAAUUCAUCCAAUGAUGCAUCUAUUUCUUGAACUUGGUUCUUCUAUUAUAGGGCACAGGGAGCCAGAACAUACUCAGGCAACACUGGCACCAGGUGGAAUCCCAUCCACCCGUCAAUCAAGAGCCACAUUUUUCCACACCGCUACAUACACACAUAACAGUCAGUUCAGUGGCUGUGGUUUGGGAUGUCAGAAGAGACCUGGGUGCCAAGAGAAAAGCCACACCGACUGUGGCAACAACAACAACAUUUAUUUCUAUAGCACAAUUUGAUGGAUGUAACUCGAAAGUGCCUUACAAGAUGUGAAUGAAAUAGUUACAAGUAAAGAAAAACAAAUUAAAAUUAGGUACGAAUAAAUAUGCAUAAAUAACAAAAAAAAUAAAUAUGGAGUUACAUAAAAUAGUUACAUAUUUAGUAGAAAGGUAUAAUCUUAUAUAUGGUAUCCUAUUCUAUGUCUCUAAAGAUGAGUAUAAUGAUAAGGUCAGAUUCUGGGAGGACAGAAAAAAUAAAAAAAAAUACUCCAGAUAAGUUAGAGAAAAAACACAUUCUGCAAGGGUUUCAACUUCCAAAACUGAAAGACUACUCGGCCCCCCUUGGAAUUCUAUCUAACAUAAAUGUUCUUUUAAGUUGUUACUUUUUUUUUUAGAUUUUGUCCAAGUGGAUUUGAUGCAGUGCGUCUCAUCAACAGCCUGGGCACCCAACUUCAUUCGAGCAUCACAGGCAGCUAAACAGUGAAAAACCAGAAAAGAAAGCAGAGAAAUGGGGAGAUUAAUAAUGAAGAAUAUUGUAAUUCUUUGCAUGUAUGAUCUAUUAGAAGUAAAACUAAAAUGCAGCCAAGAAUAAGCCAAAUUUUACCAAAAAGUGUUUUUAUGAGUUUUUAAAAUGAUCCAUGAUGUUUGCAUGGUAUAUCUCUAUUGGAAAAGGCCUUUUUGGUGCACAACAUUUCUUUUAUACUUAACUCAUGGAAUAAUGAGCAGACCACCGCUAGAGGAUCUAAGGUUAUAUUGUAAUACAGGGGUGGAAAGCACUCCAAAAUAUAGGAAGGAGCAAGAUUAUUUAAAGUUAGUUAUAACAUUAGCUGUAUUUUAAAUUCAAUUGUUAAGGUAAUCAGUGAGAUGUGCUCAAAUUUUCCUCUUCUGAAUAAGCUGCUUUAUUCUGAACUAAUUGCAACUGAUGUCUUUCUCAAGUAGUCCUGUUAGGAGUGCAUUACAGUUAUCUUGUUGACUAAAACAAAGGAGUGGAUCAAAUCUCAGCAAAUUGCAAUGUUACAAGAGGUCUAACUUUUUUAGCGUUCCUUAAAAGGAAAAAUGCAAUCCUAGUAAUAUAGUUAAUGUGUGAUUUAAAGUUUAGGUCAGAGAACAUGAUUAAUUUUUAACUUCCACAUUGACUUUUAAUGCUAUGGGAUCAAAUUUACACCUAAGACCUUCACUAUUUCCAUUUUGUGAACCACUAAGAUCUCUGUAUUUCCCUUAUUUAAUUUGAGAAAAUGACUACUUAUUAAUUCUGAGAUUUAUUGGAUCAUCUUAGCCCAAAGCUUCAGUGUCGUCAGGUACUAUAGAUAAGUAUAAGUGCAUGUCAUCUGCAUAGCUGUGUUCACCUUGUGUUUAGAAAUAAUCUGCCUUAAUGGGACCAUGUAGAUUGAAAAUAACAAUGGGCUAGAAUAGAUCCUUGUGGCACACCAUACAGUAUACAGUAUCAAGGAUUCCCAGACUACAAAUACCACAACUAACAAAGAAUUUUCAAUCUGUUAAUUAUGACUCAAGCCAGUUUAAAACACUGCCUCAGAAACCCACCCGUUGUCUAAGACUAUUUUUAAAGCAUUUUCAAAGUCUAAGAGGACAUGAACAGGUAUGAUGUCUGUGUCCACAUUAAUCUGCAAGUCCUUUACUUAUACUGUACUAUAAAUUGUUCUUAAAACCUGACUGAAAGUUUUCCAGAAUAAAAUGUCUGUUUAAAUAAUUGUUUAACUGAUGAAAAACUGCUAUUUCUGAAGGUUUACUUAAAAAGUUGGCUAGAAAUAGAUCUAAAGUUGUCAAAUACAGAGGAGUCUAGAUUACUUUUUCUUGAGCAGAGGUUUAACUACUGCAGUCUUCAGAGAAUCUGGGAAGACCCUGGUAAAUAAUGAUGAAUUAACAAUGUCAGGUACUGUCAGCACUGUGGAGAUGUCUUUGGAAAAGCCUGUUGGGACUUGGCCAAGGACACAAGUGGAGUUUUUGAGUUGAGUUCAGGUAAACCUGUUUCAGUGAAGGAAUUCAACAGAAAGAGCAUAUUGAUUAAUAAUUAUUAAUGUUGGAGUGAUGUAUUAUAUUGCAUCUAAUCUAUGCAUAAUUAAGUAAUCAAUUAAAUAAUUAAAAAUAAAACUUGGAUUAAGCAAACAUUCACACUGGCAAGACUGGAAAUUGAACCCAGCUCACUAAAGCUGUGAGGCAGUAGUGCUGACUACUUUUUCCACUAUUCUUUAAUCUUUACCAUUGUCUACACAGUUAACAUACUACUGUUAUUAUGAUGUAGGUGUAGAAACGGGCAACAGUGUGAGAGACUUGAAACACUAAAUUUUCUUUAUCAAGAUUUGUUGACUGGGAUAAGCAAGCAUAGAAAAUAAUUAAUCAACAUAUUUUACUGAUUUAGAUUUAUUUUAAAGUAGGAUAUUUUCAUUGCACUAGUUUUCCUUUAAAAUGAUAACAAAUGGGAGACACCAGUGUAAAUGACAUUAUGUCUUAAACCAGGUCAUCCCAUUGACUUCCAUUCACUUAUGUGUGCUCAGCAAAUGAAUGUUGCAGUAAUUUGCCUGUAUGAAGGAAAUAUCUGAGGAAAGUAAUAAAAAUAAAAUUUGAAAAAUAUUAAUAGUGGAAUAAAAUACAACAAUUGUAUAACACGUUUAUAAGUAAUUCUAAAGGAUGAUUCAGUGAAGUUUUAAAUCUUGAAACAAAUCUCACCUAAUAUUGUUCAAGUGAAAUGAGAGUAAGUGAUGUGGAAAUAAUUGAGUUAUUUAGGUGCUGCUUACUAGAACGUUUUUCUUCAAAUUAAGUCUAGUUUGGGUCUCCUGAGUAAUACUUUUGGGAAUCCCAGUGUGACCUUGGUUGAAAAUGUAAAUUGGCUGAUGUUUAUCCACCUUCUAACUGGCUUAUCAUGUUCAGUGUCACAGGAAGGGCUGCUACCUACCUCAGCAGCAUUGGGAGGUAGAUCUUCUCAGGAUACAGACGGUUACUCUGGGCUACUGUAGAAUCAUGGAAAUCUAAAAUAUGUUGGUUUAUUAUUAUUAUGGUACAUGUAGUUAUUGCUAUUCUGUACAGACAUGCUAUCAAGAUUAUUAUAAAGAACUAAAGAAUGUAUGUAUGUAAAGCUAUCAUAAAAUGAAGUAAACCAACUUUGGCAGAGAUUCUAGAUGCUGGUAUAUUUUUUUUUCAUUUUUCUGAUGAUGUCUCAUGUUGAAAGUUGUGUUUUGGACUAUUUGUAUUUUUUUUCCUCAGUACAACCAAUUUGUGGAGUCCCUUUGAUCUGCAAAUGCCUGUCAACAGCUUUUGUUGCAAUAUUAAAGUCUUAAACUUCCAUGAAACAUAUGGUAAAUGUUUCCUCAAUUCUCACUGUGCACUUGGAAGGUGAAAAGAGGUGGGUAUUUUACUCACCAGUAUAGGCAAACCCUCCACUAUGUAAAAAAAUGAACCUGCAUAUUGAACUUUCCACUAUUCCCUUGGAUUUUUUUAAGCUAACAUCAUGCUGCCUGUAUGGGGUGUUGUUCUUCCUUGGACUAUAUAUUGAAAUGCAUUAAAAAUGUACUAAGUGUAUUUGUAACUAUUAUUGUCAAUGUAGUUCUGUUACAUCAUUGAAAUGUGAUCCAAUUACUGAUGUGUUUUGUUUGAAAGGCCUAUUUUCGCUUUAUAGUGUUUGCCUUUAGUUUUAACCUUGAAUGUAACAUGCAUAGAGAAUUUUGCUCACCCGAAUAUGUGUCAUGAUUCCUGCUAAUGAUAAGCAUUUACAAGAACCAAUUUCAGAUGGUCAGACAAAAGGACUGAUGCCUUAGUGCAAUUCGAACUUUGACCACUAGGUGGAAGUGUUGCAAAAGGAACAGCAGUCCUAAGCACACAACUUGAACUGGACGAAUUCAGUUCCUCUUAACAGCAAAGCAGUGUUGUAAAUUUAAAAUUGUUAGGGUGCCAGACAUGAUACUGCGAGUAUAAAUAAUUAUGCAUAUGAAAAUGUGUAUUGUAGAGUGAAAAAAUGUUCUUAACCUGUAUUACUACAUACCCAUAAAUAAUUUGAUGUUUUAUAGGUAAGGUGUGUAUCUAUUUUCACACAAACUAGAGCAGUGGCAGUUUAAAUGACUUGUUUAGGGAUAUACAGAUAUUUGGUGGUGAGGAUUGAAUCAGCAGCUUUGCAGUUUCUUAGCUAACAGGCCUUACUAUGUGCACAUGUACUAAAGAAACAUUUUCAAUAAAACAAAUACAAAAUAA
Molecule: messenger RNA, 8010 nt
Organism: Polypterus senegalus (gray bichir)
Lineage: Eukaryota; Metazoa; Chordata; Cladistia; Polypteriformes; Polypteridae
Product: ephrin type-A receptor 2
Exons: 15
Coding region: 229-2802 (857 amino acids)
Biological process (GO): axon guidance; protein phosphorylation
Cellular component (GO): neuron projection
Molecular function (GO): ATP binding; transmembrane-ephrin receptor activity; protein binding
Source: RefSeq, a predicted model, not a curated record